Vespa crabro (European hornet) is the source of this 1525-nucleotide messenger RNA. RefSeq names its product peptidyl-prolyl cis-trans isomerase, rhodopsin-specific isozyme-like. Gene Ontology annotation, biological process: protein peptidyl-prolyl isomerization; protein folding. The record is from RefSeq and is a predicted model, not a curated record. The transcript is spliced from 5 exons. Lineage: Eukaryota; Metazoa; Arthropoda; Insecta; Hymenoptera; Vespidae. The coding region runs from base 764 to 1369 and encodes 201 amino acids. Gene Ontology annotation, cellular component: intracellular membrane-bounded organelle. Gene Ontology annotation, molecular function: peptidyl-prolyl cis-trans isomerase activity.
GGAAAAAAAAAAAACGAAUAUAUAUUAUGAAUCGCAUUUUAUUCGCAUCGAAUAUCGUUGAUGUAUUUACAGAUUAUAUCAAAAAACCUUUUGAAAUAUUAAAAAAUCCGAUCACUUGUCACGAGUAGUUUUGUUCUUUCGAUUUACGAAACAAUCGUUGCCAUGCCGACAGUUCUAUCAAUAAAGCUACUCGUUGCUAAUUAGAUAUAAUGACGCGCGAGUAAAAUCGCAUUUUAUUAUAUUUAAGCACUUUAUUAAGAAUGAAUAAUCAGUUACAAAAUGUACUUUCCUAUGCAACAAUAAAUGCCAUGUAAUUUGUUUUGUAUAAGAAAUGAAAUCGAUACUUAUCCAUGGAAAAGUGAAUACGAAGGGUAAAACGAAAUUGGAAGGGAAGUUCAUCUAAUUGGAUCUUUCGAAAGCAUACGUGAGAAUGAGCGCAGACGCGAUUCAUUCGGUGGAGUUUGACUUGGACAGAAGCGCGUUGACCGUUCAACGAAAACUGUCGUACAUAUCUAAGGUGGAUGUGUGACAUCUCGAUAUACGUCACAAAAACUUUUGCGAAGAGCUGUGAUUUCUCUUUUUUUUUUUUUAUUUUUCGGUCUGAAUGAAAGUAAAUAGGAUCCCAUGUGUUUGAGCUUUUACUCAUUGAGUAAAAUCAUGAGGUGUUUUUUAACAGUUGCUUAUCUAGUUACUCUUGUUUUACGCAACGAGGUACCAUUCCGCUGCUACUUUUACGGUCACCGAUAAGGUAUAUUUCGACGUGAUGAUAGACGAUCAACCCGCCGGAAGAAUCGUUUUAGGCUUGUUCGGGGAUAUCGCUCCAAAAACAGUGAAGAACUUUCUUACGAUAGCUACGACCGGUAUAGAUGGGAGAACUUACGCGGGCACGCCCUUUCAUCGUAUUAUUAAGAAAUUUAUGAUUCAAGGCGGUGAUAUCGAGAAUGGCGAUGGUACUGGAUCUAUCAGUAUUUAUGGGAAAUAUUUCGACGACGAGAACUUUGAUUUACAACAUACCGGACCAUUUUUCCUUAGUAUGGCAAACGCUGGUGAAAAUGCUAAUGGUUGUCAAUUUUUCAUUACGACCGUUGCUACGCCUUGGUUAGACGGAAAGCAUACCGUUUUUGGGAAGGUGAUCGAAGGACAGAGCGUAAUUUUCAAAAUCGAACUGACACAGACGGACGUCUAUGAUAAACCGGUCAAGCCGGUAAUUAUAUCCGAAUGUGGAGUAAUUCCGGUGACGUCGCCGUUCUCCGUUUCCGACGAUCCCUACAAUAUCUGGGAAUGGAUCAAAGCGACCUGCGUACCAUUGACUUUCAGUUUCACGGUUCUUGCUUUCUUUCAUUGGAUGAUGAAGCAACUUGACGUUUAAAAAUAAUCUAGAAAGUGACUUUACGUACUGAAAGAGAAAGGGAAUAUCACGAUGGAAGCCGUUCAGAUCGGAUAGGAUAUAAUAUACGUAUAUGUUGUAAGGGAGAGCAAUUGAUAUUACUUAUAUGGAAUCUCAAUAAAUAUUUGUUAAAAUGAA